Phytomonas sp. Hart1 is the source of this 2166-nucleotide messenger RNA. NCBI's taxonomy places the organism in Eukaryota, Euglenozoa, Kinetoplastea, Trypanosomatida, Trypanosomatidae. The record is from the annotation of a GenBank genome assembly.
AUGUUCGCGAAGAAGACGAACGCCAGGCGAAUCGCCAUGGCCGCGGUGGAGGCCGCUCAUAAGCGGUCUCGCCUUCCGAAGGCGGGCAAAGCCCCCGCUGGGUCCUCCGCCGUCGCAUCGAAAGGGGAUUGGCCCCAUGAGUCGGCGUUGGACGAUCUAUCGGGCGGGGACCCUUCCACGGCGCUCCUGCGCUCUAUCGGGGAGAACCUCGAUACUCGUUUGCAGGAGAUCGCCCCCGAUGAGGACCUCGAUGCCGACCUCUUUGAGGAAAAACGACAUCAGUUGAUGGAGGAGGCCAGACUCGCGGCCGGGACGCAGCAACGGGUCGUUUCGAAGACCAUCGCGGCCUACCUGUCGAAGAUCCCUCCCGGCCUGAAGGAAAACGAAAACGAUAAGGAAGGCGCGCAGCUGCGUAUGUUACGGGUCCAUCACAACUGCAAUGCGAUCACGGCAGUGGCGAUGCUCGGGGAGGAACUUAUUGUGUUGGGUGAUAAGUCUGGCAAAGUCUACAUCGCCGAUUUAACAACCAACGGUGAGGGCGAAGGGCGGGGGAGGACAGACAGGGCGGGGGGCAAGUUUUUAUUAGAGCCCACCCUCGCCUCCGCGGUGGUGUCCGUCGCGGUGAGCGACACCCGCGCGAAUCGCCCGACCGCCCGCGAUCUCUAUGAGAAGACAACGGUUGAUCGGAGUUGCACCUCCUACACGGCGGCCGGGGCAGCGGAUGGGAGCAUUAGCAUCUGGGAGACCUCCACGCGGCGGCAUAAAGGGCUGCUUUUGAUGCACCGUCGGGCGGUCACCGGGCUCAGCUUUCGCCUCUCCAGCGCGGCGCUGUACUCAGGGAGCGAGGACGGGACGCUGCGGGUGUGGAACGUGGAGGGGAUGAGCUGCGCCGACGUCCUUUUCGGCCACGAGGGCGCCGUCCACGGCCUGCACGGCCUUCGCCGGGAGACCUGCGCGACGGUGGGGGGGGACCGCACGAUGCGCUUCUGGCGAAUCGACGCGGCGACGCAGCAGAGUUAUCAAUACCUCCGGCCCCCCCCUGGCGAGCCCGCAGGGGGGCCGUCUGGCUCUCGCGCGGAGCUGGCAGUCGGGAUGGAGACCACCACGAUGCUAAACGAGCGGCUCAUCGUCGUGGGCGCGACAGAUGGCUCGUUGGUCGUCUUCGACGUCAAUCGUCGGCGCCCCCUGGCGGUGGUGGAGGCCGCCCACGGCUACGACUCCCUCGCGGACGGGACCGGGAUCGAAAACACAGCGUUCGGCUUCCUCGAGGAGACGAAGAAAACGGAGACGGAUGCGCGGAGUCCUCAUCGACGCAUUCCAAAUCCGAUUUCCGCCGUCGCGGUGGUACCCUACGCGGACAUAGUGGCUUCAGCGAGCUAUGAUGGGGUCGUCCGGCUGUGGAGCUUUUUAAGUGCGAUGGAUUCGUCGUCCUCCCCGGCCACGGAUGGCGUGCACUCCGCCACCCAAGGAAACCCUGGAAAGACAAGCCAAGUGACGCAGCUGGUUUGCAUUGGUGAGAUUCCAAUUCGCGCCCUCGUGACCUCGAUGCAGUUUUCGAUGGACGGCGAUCUUUUAAGCAUCGCGUGUAGUAAAGAAUGCCGUCGAGGACGGUGGUAUGUACAGAAAAGCGCGCUGAACUCCGUGUGUGUGGUACCCUUGACAGAAAAAGGGGCUAUAAGUGUACUUCGCGGGAUGCCGCACGCGAUUGAGCACGUUCCUGCGCUUUUAUACCACUAUGAUGAAGACAAAGGGGCGAACGAGGCAGAAAGUGAAGGAAAAAACAGCGAUGAUGAUGAUGAGUUGAAAAAAGUUCUUCCGAAACGACGCGAGCUGAUUUCAGAGAUGCAGGAAAACGACGAGGACGAAGAGAAGGAGGAAGACGCUUCGAACUGGGGUAAUAGUAAUGAAGAAGAGGAUGACUUCUUCACAGUAGGUGAAGACGGGCAGCUCGUGCUGAACCGCCCCGAAGAACCCGAUAAUUCACAGGAAGACUUAGAGGCGAAAGGAGGUAAAUCCCUCAAAAAGAAAGCCGGUAGUAAGCUCUUAGCAAAGAAAGGAAAAGCCGUUGUUACGAAAAAGCAGAAGAUUAAAACGAAAUCGACUAGAAAUGGCCCACUUUUGCAGCAUCCAGCAAAAAAACUAAAGAAGUUACGCAGGACGAAGUGA